AUGUGGUUCAUCCCUCAGCCUCCUUACACUUAUCUUCAACCUCAGAGAAACCCUAAUCUCGUAUUCCCUCCAUAUUUGAGUGUGUUUGACCUUGAGAAGCUUGUAUUGGCAAAAGAAGGGCUUGAAGGAGAAAAGGGAAGUUGUCAAAGAAGAAGAAGAACGUGUGGAACUUGUGGAUCUGAAGAAAUACCACCCUUUGGAGCUGGUUUAAGCGACUACGGUAGCAGUGGUAGUGGUGGUGGUGACAACAGUGACGGUGGUGGUGAUGGUGUUGACGGUGGUGGUGGCGAUGAUGGUGGUAAUGGUGGUGGCAGCAACGAUAACGGUGGCGGUGGUAGUGGUGGUGGUGGCAACAACGGUGGUGGUUAUAGUAGCUAUGGGUGA
Lactuca sativa (garden lettuce) is the source of this 384-nucleotide messenger RNA. The record is from RefSeq and is a predicted model, not a curated record. NCBI's taxonomy places the organism in Eukaryota, Viridiplantae, Streptophyta, Magnoliopsida, Asterales, Asteraceae.